UCCCGCUUACUCUCUCUCUAGACACACCCCUAAAAGGAUAGAGAGAGAGGAGGCUCAAACCCUAGUUUUUCCCGCCGCCGUUAUCUGCCAUGGCCGCCGAGGCGAACCAGCUUCAGCAUGCUCAGCUCGCGAUGGUUCUCGGCCCUGAUCCGUCGCCGUUCGAGACCCUGAUCUCCUCUCUUAUGUCGUCUUCCAACGAGCAACGCUCCUCCGCCGAGGCUCUCUUCAAUCUCGCCAAGCAGACCGAUCCCGAUACCCUCGCCUUGAAGCUCGCUCACAUUCUCCAGCUUUCUCCUUAUCCCGAGGCUCGCGCCAUGGCUGCUGUGCUCCUCCGCAAACUUUUGACCCGCGACGACGCGUACCUGUGGCCGCGACUCUCGCUGUCCACCCAGUCGUCGCUCAAAUCUUCGAUGCUGUCGUGUAUUCAACGCGAGGACACGAAAUCGAUCUCGAAGAAGAUUUGCGAUACCGUGUCGGAGCUUGCCUCCGGGAUCCUGCCGGAGAAUGGGUGGCCGGAGUUGUUGCCGUUCGUUUUCCAGUGCGUGUCUUCGGAUUCUUCGAAAUUGCAGGAAUCGGCGUUUUUGAUAUUGGCCCAGUUGUCGCAGUACGUUGGGGAGACUCUUACACCGCACAUCAAGCAUCUCCAUGGCGUGUUUCUGCAGUGCCUGAGCUCCGACGUUGCUAGUCCCGACGUCAAAAUCGCUGCUUUGAACGCCGUGAUCAGUUUCAUCCAGUGUCUGUCCAAUUCAACGGAGCGAGACAGGUUCCAGGAUGUUCUUCCGGCGAUGAUCAGGACGUUGACCCAGUCGUUGAACAACGGGAACGAAGCCACGGCUCAGGAGGCACUGGAGCUUCUCAUCGAAUUGGCGGGAACCGAGCCGCGAUUCCUCAGACGACAACUUGUUGACGUCGUCGGUUCGAUGCUUCAGAUCGCGGAAGCAGAUUCCCUCGAGGAAGGCACCCGCCAUCUCGCGGUCGAGUUUUUGGUAACCCUUGCGGAGGCCCGUGAGCGUGCCCCAGGGAUGGUCAGGAAGCUGCCGCAGUUCAUCAGCAGGUUGUUUGCUGUACUCAUGAAGAUGCUUGAGGACAUCGAGGAUGAUCCUGCUUGGCAUAGUGCAGAGACCGAGGACGAAGAUGCUGGUGAGACAAGCAACUAUAGCAUGGGUCAAGAGUGUCUUGAUCGGUUGGCUAUUUCAUUGGGUGGGAAUACCAUUGUUCCUGUUGCGUAUGAGCAGUUCUCUGCGUAUUUAGCUUCCCCGGAAUGGCAGAAACAUCAUGCUUCCUUGAUUGCGCUUGCCCAGAUUGCGGAAGGUUGUUCUAAGAUAAUGAUAAAAAACCUGGAGCAAGUGGUGUCUAUGGUUUUGAGUCAAUUUCAUAGUACUCAUCCUCGAGUGAGGUGGGCAGCCAUAAAUGCAGUUGGGCAGUUGUCCACAGACUUGGGUCCAGAUUUGCAAAAUCAACAUCAUCAGAGAGUGCUCCCAGCUCUUGCUGCUGCUAUGGAUGAUUUUCAGAAUCCUCGAGUGCAGGCUCAUGCUGCUUCAGCCGUACUCAACUUCAGCGAGAACUGUACACCUGAAAUAUUGGUGCCAUAUUUAGAUGGAAUUGUGAGCAAGUUGCUUGUGCUUCUACAAAAUGGUAAGCAAAUGGUGCAAGAAGGAGCUUUGACAGCUCUCGCCUCAGUUGCUGAUUCAUCGCAGGAACAUUUCCAAAAGUACUAUGAUGCCGUCAUGCCUUAUCUCAAGACCAUUUUGAUGAGUGCAACCGACAAGUCUAAACGCAUGCUUCGUGCCAAGUCCAUGGAAUGCAUCAGUCUUGUUGGAAUGGCAGUUGGAAAGGACAAAUUUAGGGACGAUGCGAGACAGGUCAUGGAAGUGCUUAUGUCAUUGCAAGGUUCUCAGAUGGAGGCGGAUGAUCCGAUAACAAGUUACAUGUUACAGGCAUGGGCCAGACUUUGCAAGUGUCUAGGACAAGAUUUUCUCCCAUAUAUGAGCGUUGUUAUGCCUCCUCUACUUCAGUCAGCUCAACUUAAACCAGAUGUAACAAUUACAUCUGCGGAUUCAGAAGAUGAAGCUGAGGAUUCUGAUGAUGAAAGCAUGGAGACCAUUAUCCUUGGGGACAAAAGAAUUGGGAUCAAAACUAGUGUGCUGGAGGAAAAGGCCACCGCUUGCAACAUGCUCUGUUGCUAUGCUGAUGAAUUAAAAGAAGGUUUUUUUCCUUGGAUUGAUCAGGUUGCUCCCACACUGGUUCCUUUGCUUAAAUUCUAUUUCCAUGAGGAAGUUAGGAGAGCAGCUGUCUCAGCGAUGCCGGAGUUACUUCGUUCAGCAAAAUUGGCAAUAGAAAAAGGAAUUUCUCAAGGUCGUGAUUUCUCCUAUCUAAAGCAACUCUCUGACUACAUCAUUCCAGCCAUGUUGGAAGCUCUGCAUAAAGAACCUGACACUGAGAUCACCGUGAGUAUGCUGGAAGCACUUAAUGAAUGCUUGCAGAUUUCUGGAAAUAUUCUGGAUGAGGGGAAGAUUAGAUCCAUUGUUGAUGAGAUAAAACAAGUUAUGACAGCAAGCUCUAGCAGAAAACGAGAGAGAGGAGAGAGGGCUAAUGCUGAAGAUUUUGAUGCUGAAGAGGGAGAGCUUGUUAAAGAGGAGAAUGAGCAAGAAGAAGAAGUUUUUGAUCAAGUCGGUGAAAUAUUGGGAACACUUGUUAAGACAUUUAAGGCCUCGUUUCUGCCUUACUUUGAUGAGCUAUCCUCUUAUCUAACUCCCAUGUGGGGAAGGGAUAAAACAGCUGAAGAGAGAAGGAUCGCUAUAUGCAUCUUCGACGAUGUUGCAGAACAAUGUCGCGAUGCUGCCCUUAAAUACUAUGACACUUAUCUUCCAUUUGUAUUAGAAGCUUGCAAUGACGAGAGCCCCGAUGUCAGACAGGCUGCUGUUUACGGACUUGGUGUUUGUGCUGAGUUUGGCGGAUCUGUAUUUAAGCCCCUUGUUGGAGAAGCUCUGUCAAGAUUAAAUGUUGUGAUACAGCAACCGAAUGCUCGACAAUCUGAAAAUGCUAUGGUGUAUGAUAAUGCUGUUUCUGCUAUGGGAAAGAUCUGUCAAUUUCACCGUGAAUGUAUUGAUGCUACUCAGGUAAUUCCUGCUUGGUUGAAUUGCCUGCCUUUAAGAAAUGAUGUCAUCGAAGCCAAAAUUGUUCAUGAACAGCUCUGCUCGAUGGUUGAAAGGCAAGAUGCGAAUCUAUUGGGUCCCAACAACCAGUUUCUUCCUAAAAUCAUCAUGGUUUUUGCCGAGGUUCUAACGGGCAAAGAUUUAGUUACGGAACAGACAGGUGUUCGGAUGAUAAACAUGCUGAAGCAGCUCCAGCAGACUUUGCCACCGUCUGCAUUGGCCUCGACUUUGUCAUCGUUGCCGCCCCAGCAGCAGCUCGCGCUCCAAUCCAUGCUCUCCUCGUAACGAUACAAUUUUGGCGAAGCCUUUCCAGCUUUUUUUCGGGUAAAAACAAAACCACAAUACAAAGCCCUCUGGUCACUGUUGUGUUUGAUUCUUUCGUUCCGCAUUCUUUACACCACAAAAGGUCGGAUCUUCAUCGUCUGUUUUCCAAACUUCACGAUGUUUCCCAAAGCUUUUCGCUUUUGCCCCUCAAUUCGUUUUGAGCGAUGAUGGUCAUCGGUCAAGGUUGCAACAAUAAGUGUUUUUUUCCGUCUUUGUUCUACAUUUCUCUCGGGUCUUGUUUCUCAUGUCAUAUGUAGAAAGUGUAUAUUAGGGGUUUGGAGAUGAUGGGUUGUUGCCAGCUUCGUCAGCCGGGAAGUUUUGCUGCAGAUUUUUGUCGGUACAGAAUAUACGAUGAAGAAGAAAGGGGAAGCAGAAUGAAAGGAAGUGUUUUAUUUAUUUGGUUGGGUAUUGCAGAUGUGAACAUUUUGGAGGAUGGAUUCUUUGUUUUGGUUAUUGGUGUCUUAACCCUUUUUUUGUUGAAAUUACUCAGUGAUAAUAAAGACAAAAAAUUGUGUGGUGAAAAAUUACUUGGAUGUGGAAGUUUGGUCUUUGUAUAAUGGCAUUAUUACCAGGUCUGGGUACCGGUCGGAUUUA
Tarenaya hassleriana is the source of this 4073-nucleotide messenger RNA. Its product is annotated as importin-5-like. Gene Ontology annotation, molecular function: small GTPase binding; nuclear import signal receptor activity. NCBI's taxonomy places the organism in Eukaryota, Viridiplantae, Streptophyta, Magnoliopsida, Brassicales, Cleomaceae. The record is from RefSeq and is a predicted model, not a curated record. The transcript is spliced from 20 exons. Gene Ontology annotation, biological process: protein import into nucleus. Gene Ontology annotation, cellular component: cytoplasm; nucleus. The coding region runs from base 90 to 3440 and encodes 1116 amino acids.